ACCGGGAAACAAGGAAGUGUUGUCCGAGAAGUCACAGGGCCGAGUCUGUUUUCCUCCGCAGAGGACUCGGUAAAUUCAUUUCACGCUUAAAAGGAGAAGCCGAGCUGAAGGAAGAGACGGACAGCUUCAGUAUUUUAUCAUUACUUCAUGAAAAUGGGUUUAAAUGGCGCGUGUUCGCUCAUUCUUUUAAACUGUUUACUAACCUGCGUCACUUUGAGCAGCGGGUUGCUCAGGAGACCUAACAUUGUUUUGAUCCUCACCGACGACUUGGACAUCGCUAUCGGGGGUCUGAGUCCACUCACCAAGACGAAAAAACUGAUAGGUGAUGCUGGAAUAUCGUUCACAAACGCAUUUGUGGCCAGCCCGCUGUGCUGCCCGAGUCGCGCCAGCAUCCUGACGGGGAAAUACCCGCACAACCACCACGUCAUCAACAACACGCUGGAGGGGAACUGCAGCAGCAGAGCCUGGCAGAAGAGCGAGGAGGCACACACCUUCCCCGCCCUGCUGAAGACGUACGGAGGCUACCAGACCUUCUUCGCCGGGAAAUACCUGAACCAGUAUGGGCACUCGGAGGCUGGGGGGGUGGAGCAUGUUCCUCCAGGCUGGAACUACUGGGUCGGACUGGAGAAGAACUCUAAAUACUACAACUACACUCUGUCAGUGAACGGGAAGCCUGAGGAACACGGAGCAGACUACAGCAAAGACUACCUGACAGACGUCCUGGCCAACAGGUCUCUGGACUUCCUGCAGUAUAAAUCAAACUACCAGCCGUUCUUCAUGAUGGUGUCCAUCCCGGCCCCCCACUCCCCGUGGACGGCGGCCCCUCAGUACCAGAACAGCUUCAACACCACCAAGGCUCCCCGAGACCCCAACUUCAACGUCCACGGGAAGGACAAACACUGGCUGAUCCGACAGGCUAAAACUCCCAUGACCAACUCCUCGGUGCAGUUCCUGGACGAUGCCUUCAGGAAACGAUGGAGGACUCUGCUGUCAGUGGACGACCUGGUGGAGAAGAUCGUGAAAAGUUUGGAGGUCAGAUCUGAACUGGACAAUACGUACAUCUUCUUCACCUCAGACAACGGAUACCACACGGGUCAGUUCUCUCUUCCUCUGGAUAAGAGGCAGCUCUACGAGUUUGACAUCAAAGUGCCUCUCAUGGUCCGAGGACCGAAUAUCAAACCCAACCAGACUAGCCAGAUGCUGGUGGCCAACGUGGACCUGGGCCCGACCAUGCUGGACAUCGCCGGCUACAACGUCAACAAGACGCAGAUGGACGGCAUGUCCUUCCUGCCCGUCAUGGAGGGCAGGGUGAACAGCAGCAGCUGGAGGACAGACAUCCUGGUGGAGUACGAGGGGGAGGGGAGCAACGUCUCUAACCCCGCCUGCCCUCUGCUGGGACCCGGGGUGUCGGAGUGUUUCCCAGACUGUGUGUGCGAGGACUCGUACAACAACACGUACGCGUGUGUGCGCACGGUCGCCGCCUCCUCAAACCUGCAGUACUGCGAGUUUGACGAUAAUGAGGUGUUUGUAGAAGUCUACAACGUGACCGCAGACCCCUACCAGCUGACCAACAUCGCAAAGAGCAUCGACCAGGAGGUUCUGGAGAAGAUGAACCACCGGCUGAUGAUGCUGCAGUCCUGCUCCGGACAGUCAUGUCGGACCCCCGGCGUCUACGACUCCAGGUAUAAAUUUGACCCGAGACAGAUGUUUCCGAACCACAGCUGGCCGCCCAGCAGCCUCCGACAGAAGAGGAAGUGAGGAGGUGGAGAAGAGGAGAUGAAGGAUGGAGGGAGGAGGAAGAGGAGGGCUGAAUAGUUUUUAGUAUCCAACCUCCUGCUGGUGUUGCCUUGUUUCAGGCCUGAGCGGUCUGUGUGUGUCUGUGUGUGUGUGGAUGGAUGGAGAAGGGAUCAGGUGGGAGUGGAGGAGGGGGGGGGGGGAGGCCUCUGUUGGUACUCCCCCCCUCCCCCUUUAAAGCCUCCAGGUUGGGCUGCUGUUUGUUGAGUUUGUCUGUAGGUGUGCAGGGAAAUUAUUCAGUGUUGAUUUAUACUCCCAAGCCAUUAAUCCUUGUCGUCUUGGAAGCAUUCUAAACGUUGUAUUUGUUUAAACCCCCUACACAAAGGGGACAAAAAGACCCAGUUCUUAUAAAUGUCUCCGUUGAGAAAAUAAUAUCAAAGGUCCAAGCAGCGAUGAGGUCACAAUGUGUUUUUCUUAUUUAAAUAGUGCACAGGAAGUGGUUUGCUGCAUUCGGAUGGUCCUCAAUCAUUUGUCAAAUGUUAAAUAUAAAUCACUGAGUUGCACUGGUAGUAAUAUAAAAGCAUAAUAAUCAAAAACAGCACUUUGGUCACUUGAUGUCAACGAGGAUCAACCGACUGCAGCUAAAGAUUAUACUGCGAGGAAUGCAGAGAAAAGCGAGCCGCCUACAGAGAAGUUGACAAACAGGAAGUCCAACAGAAACCCAUCUCUCAGAGCCGAGUGCCUACAUUUACAAUCCAGCUGUCUCUUCCACUCUGAAGCUAAAGCCAAUACGACUGAAUAACGAUCCCACACUGAGAGCAGACAGCAUGUAACUAACACCAAUUUCGAUUUGUGUCACAGUCAUUACUUUGUAUGCGAGUGAAGGAGUCUGAAAUCAGUCUGGAGAAAUGUCCAAUAAUUAUUAGUGGUAUCAAUAAAAACCUGCUUAUAAGUUUACAGGACCAUUUCUGACUUUGAGAGCACUUGCUACACCGUUUCAGUGUCAGACUCGCAUAAAAGUACAUUACCUAAUUUCAGUGUUAAAGCACCUUUUUCAUCCAAAAUGUCUAAUUGUUUUUCAUUUCCUGUUUGGAUUUAAUUCAUCCUGUGUUGUAUAUUUCAUAUUUACUUUAUUUAUGUCACAACUGUCACUUUAGAUGGGCAGAAAAUACAUUUCUAUGUUGGGGUGGAACAUUUCGAGAACUAUUUAGUUUUGCAUUUAACUGAGCCACAUUUAAAUAAAAAGGGUUAAAGAGAAGAGAUACAUUUUCUAGAGAGAAGAAAACGGUUAAACUUUUCCAAUAAUCAGGGUUCCUGUUUUAGGAGAGUUGUUUUGUUUUUAUUUCUUUAUGUUUCUAACAAGAAUUCUCAUUUAGUUUUUUGAGCUGGAGGUGAGGGGGGGGCAGGGGGCUGGACUUUUGAAAGACAAAUGAAAAAAAUAUAUUUGAUAUUUGUAUCCAUGCCACCUUCUCCCUCACAUUUAAAAAGAAGCUUUUUGUUGGAUAAUUAUGUUUUUGUUCCCGCCACACUUGAACUAUUCUGCGGCGUUGAAAUAAAUCUGAUUUCCAGAGGCUAAAUAAAUGAGAAAUCAAAGCUACCUACAGAAAGUAUUUUUUGGUGAUACAUUUUCUUUAAAUAAAUUAAGCUUCAAAUUUGUUCAGUUUCCAGAAUCUAACCUCAGAUCUGAUCAGGACAUUUUGAAGGGAAAUAUGAAAUAUCAGAAAGUCUGGUCGGAACUAAACGACUGACUCGUUGACUUGUGUGUGUUUAUCUCAAUUGUGAAUAAUUUUCUGACUGGCUGUUAAAAUGUGUUCCACUGCUACUGGAGUUAUUAUCCUUUUUGUUCAUGCAGCGGUUUCCUCCUCUGUAUCUGUUUCACAUCUGGACUGAAUUAAUGUGAGAACCCUGAGCUCCACAUGUGGUCAUAUUUCACUGAUGCACUUUCCAAUCUGUCAGAACUCUCUUUAUGGAACCAUUAGUUUUAUUUUAUUAAAUAUUUUUGUAGAGUUGCUUUUUAUGAUUCUGUAUUUUGGGCUUGAUUGUGUUUUUGUCCAAAUAAAGAGAUUCUCAAAAUAC
This is a messenger RNA of Notothenia coriiceps (black rockcod), 3810 nucleotides long. It is a transcript of the gene gnsa, whose product is annotated as glucosamine (N-acetyl)-6-sulfatase a. The coding region runs from base 148 to 1758 and encodes 536 amino acids. Gene Ontology annotation, biological process: glycosaminoglycan metabolic process. NCBI's taxonomy places the organism in Eukaryota, Metazoa, Chordata, Actinopteri, Perciformes, Nototheniidae. The transcript is spliced from 14 exons. Gene Ontology annotation, molecular function: glycosaminoglycan binding; N-acetylglucosamine-6-sulfatase activity. The record is from RefSeq and is a predicted model, not a curated record.